AUGAAAAACUAAUACAAAAAUACCAUUAUUUCUUGCUUAGUAAUUGUUGCUACUUAUAUCGCCCAACUUCAAGGAUAUUCAAUAACAUCAGAUUGCUAUGGUUGCUUGUCCUCUACCAGCCCUGUGAAUAAAUAUUGUCUCUCUUAUGAAGAUGCAUCAAAAGGUUAUUGCUGCGACUUAAGUAAUACCAAUGACUUCUGCUCUCAAAAUAAGAGGUUUAUGUGUUCUGACCGAACACAAUCGAAGUCUAUGAAGUUAUAUUUAUGCCCUAAUUCAGCUUCUAAGUGCUUUUCUACAUCGACAUCUCUUGAUUUUGACUAGAAUACAUUUUCUAAGAUUAUAUAUGCAGGGGAUUAAGCAAAGUAAGUAGGAGGUACUACAUUAGACUUUGGAAAAGAUGAUGUUUGCAGUUGGAGGAUAAUAGCAGAUACACAAUUUAUUCAAGACAAAUUCAUUAGAAUCACUGUCAAUACUCUUUAUUAAACUAACUGCUUCAUUAAUUAAGGAUCUAGCAUUGACACCACCACUAGUGAGACUAGUUGUGUAUCUAAUACUGAAUAUGAUUUUGAUUCUGAUACUCAAGUUUUUAUUGUUAGUUAGGGAUUGACUUCAGGAGCAUCUAUGACUUUUACUUACUAAUUAGUUGACAGACUGUCAUUCACUCAAGUUAUUAUUAUAUAUUCGAUUUCCAUAUCAGUUUUCAUCAUCUUGGCGGCUAUUGUUGUUAUCUUGGUGGUGAGAUUUACUAUCUAAAUAGUAAUUAGAGAUAAUCAAAUUACCUGGGCAAAGUAAAAUAUUGAGCUUAAGAAUAUAAUUGAAAUUGCCGAGAGAAAAUAAAAUAUGUAGCAAAUCGGGCCAGUGGAAGACUACUUGCAUUAUCCUUAAAGUAAAACUGUUAGCCACAAUCCAAGUAGAAUGAUGAAUAGAGGCAGAAAUACUCCUUAAUCCAAGCAAAAUGAAUUUGCACUCCCUUGGGAAAGACCUUAGAAUAAUUAGAAUGGCCCUGGUCAGUUCAAUCUUUAUUGA
This is a messenger RNA of Stylonychia lemnae, 1026 nucleotides long. The record is from the annotation of a GenBank genome assembly. NCBI's taxonomy places the organism in Eukaryota, Ciliophora, Spirotrichea, Sporadotrichida, Oxytrichidae.